CGUCUCGCGCUGUUCCCGCCCUGGCGACGCGCGCAUGCGUAGUGCCGCUCCUCGCGCUCCCUCAGGCGGGUUGGGGUGCGGUGGCCAUGGCGGCGGCGUUCCUGGCCCGCGGCGGCUGGGUGCCCAGGGCACGGGCCCUGGGGUCCCUCCGCCGGCUGCACACGGUGUACCAGACGGUGGAGCUGCCGGAGACGCACCAGAUGCUGCGCCAGACGUGCCGGGACUUCGCCGAGAAGGAGCUGAUGCCGCUCGCCGCUCAGCUGGACAAGGAGCACCGCUUCCCGGCCGAGCAGGUGAAGAAGAUGGGCAGCCUAGGGCUACUGGCUAUGGAAGUGCCAGAGCAGUUCAAAGGAGCGGGCCUCGACUACCUGGCCUAUUCCAUUGCUGUGGAGGAGAUCAGCAGGGGCUGUGCGUCCACGGGCGUCAUUGUCAGCGUCAAUAAUUCUCUGUAUUUAGGGCCAAUACUCAAGUUUGGUUCGGAAGAACAGAAGCACAAGUGGAUUUCUCCCUUCACCAGCGGGGACAAAAUAGGAUGUUUUGCUCUUAGCGAACCAGGGAACGGCAGUGAUGCGGGUGCAGCAUCCACAGUGGCACGUCUGGAUGGUGAUGAGUGGGUUCUGAAUGGCACCAAGGCAUGGAUCACCAAUGCCUGGGACGCCUCAGCCACCGUAGUGUUUGCCACUACAGAUAAAUCCCUGAAGCACAAGGGCAUUAGUGCCUUCCUUGUUCCUAUGCCGACUGCGGGGCUGUCCCUGGGGAAGAAAGAAGACAAGCUGGGCAUCCGAGCCUCUUCCACUGCCAACCUGAUAUUUGAGGACUGUCGGAUACCCAAGGCCAACCUGCUGGGGCAGCUGGGAAUGGGCUUCAAAAUUGCCAUGCAAACUCUAGAUGGAGGAAGGAUUGGCAUCGCCUCCCAGGCUCUGGGAAUAGCUCAGGCAGCUCUGGACUGUGCUGUGGGUUAUGCUGAAAAGAGAAUGGCGUUUGGAUCGCCCAUCACAAAGCUGCAGGCAGUUCAGUUCAAGUUAGCAGAUAUGGCUGUGGCAUUAGAGAGCGCGCGCUUACUGACCUGGAGAGCUGCAAUGCUGAAAGACAAUGGGAAGCCCUUCACGAAGGAAGCGGCAAUGGCCAAGCUGGCUGCAUCAGAAGCUGCAACAAGCAUCGCUCAUCAGGCCAUCCAGAUCUUGGGUGGCAUGGGUUAUGUGACAGAGAUGCCAGCAGAACGUCAUUACCGUGAUGCUCGUAUCACUGAGAUCUACGAGGGGACCAGUGAGAUCCAAAGACUGGUGAUAGCAGGUCAGCUGCUGAAGGCCUACCGUAGCUGAAGAACCGAAGAGCAAGACAGUGCCACAAGUGCCUCCUCACAGCGAUCCAGGCGCUGAGGAUCAUGGUGGAAGUUUUCCUCGCCAAUGAGUAACCGACCUUAAAAUGUACUGAUUCUUCUUUGGGUGCAGUAUGGUGCAUGGAAGGCUGUAUCCAAGUUUGUAAGCAAUGUCCAUGAGUGCAGGAGGGAGGAAGCAGCUCAUGGCUGCUUUUCCUAACAUCGUGUGUUUUGUUUCAGAAAAGUCAGCUGCACUCCUUGUGCAUCUCGCAGAACUUCCUUUGCAAGGCUUUGUCAGUGUUAGAGAUGUGACCCCUGUGCACUGUCCUGGGCUGCGGGUUACACUGCCAUGUUUGCUCAGCUAGUGGAGUUCAGGGAUGCAGCUGUUGUGAAGUCCUACCCAAUGCAGGCUGUACUGAGCACUGCUGCAGCAGCAGCACCCUUUUCCCCACUUCCAGCAGGAGAGGAGCCAGAAGGGAAGGAACGAAAGGCUCUUACUCAGGCUAUGGUUGCUGUGUACAUAGAUGUAAAAGCAAAGGUCAGAAAAAAACAAUCGCUUUCACAGUGCAAGCCCAGCAGCCUGCUUGCUCAGCCCCUCACAGAUGGAGCUGUAAAAGCAAAGAAGAGAAGCUGCAAUGACUGAGAGAGAUUUAAAAAAAAAAAAAAAAAAGGAAAUGAAUGUUCCACAAACUGCUUUUACUGUACCAACAACUGUCUCACAGGAAAGAAGCUGCAUGCAGUGGCAGUAACAGGUUUUAAUCUCUAUAUGUUUUUGGGCAACAGCUGGGAAAUGAACAGAUGAUACCGAAAACCUUACCAGGAAGCUUCUGCAGUAACACAUAUCCUCCAUCAGUUAUCUUCAGCAAAAAAAAAACUUCUUGAAAAUUAAACAGCCAAAAGAAAAGCUCCAAACUCAGGUAAAGCUGGACAGGAUUGAGGCUACAACCUGUAUGGCCUUUGUCCAGACAGUGAGUACACCAGUUGUAAAUGGUUAUUUUCCUAUGGUGAAAUGACACCAUUUAACUGAUGUGGCAAGAAAAGAGCAAGAUUAUAUUACAUAAAAGCGAACAGAAGAUAAAUAAAACCUGGUUUUAAAUUUUUUUUAAAGGA
Messenger RNA from Numida meleagris (helmeted guineafowl), 2428 nucleotides. RefSeq names its product acyl-CoA dehydrogenase, C-2 to C-3 short chain (gene ACADS). The record is from RefSeq and is a predicted model, not a curated record. NCBI's taxonomy places the organism in Eukaryota, Metazoa, Chordata, Aves, Galliformes, Numididae. Gene Ontology annotation, molecular function: flavin adenine dinucleotide binding. Gene Ontology annotation, biological process: fatty acid beta-oxidation using acyl-CoA dehydrogenase; butyrate catabolic process. Gene Ontology annotation, cellular component: mitochondrion. Bases 87 to 1322 code for a protein of 411 amino acids. The transcript has 10 exons.